Messenger RNA from Diabrotica balteata, 1286 nucleotides. NCBI's taxonomy places the organism in Eukaryota, Metazoa, Arthropoda, Insecta, Coleoptera, Chrysomelidae. The record is from the annotation of a GenBank genome assembly.
CGUCAAGCAAUUUUGCAAACUCAAAACCAAAACAAAUGGUGGAAAUUUACACAUUAAUCCCUUUAUUGUUUACGUUUUAAUGUGAUACUUCGAUAAAUAAUUAAAAUGGGUACAGAUAGAAAAGUAAUAAGUGUAAAAUUUAAUCAAGAUCAAGGCUGCUUUACAUGCUGCAUGGAAAGUGGUAUAAGGAUCUACAAUGUAGAGCCACUAGUUGAAAAGGCUCAUUAUGAUAUAGAAACUGUGGGAAGUGUUUCUCAAUGUGAAAUGCUGUUUCGCACAAAUCUACUAGCUGUAGUCUCAGGUGGAUCACGUCCCAAAUUUGCUGACAACGUCCUUUUGAUCUAUGAUGAUUUUUUGAAGAAAUUUAUAUUAGAUAUUACAUUUCCAUCAUCAAUAAGAGCUGUGAGAAUGAGAAGAGAUAAAUUAGUGGUAGCUCUUUUAAAUCAAAUACAUGUGUUUUCAUAUCCCACUCCUACCCAGAGAUUGUUUACAUUAGAGACUAGGGAAAAUUAUAGAGGGUUGUGUGAAGUCAGUCCUUUGGCUUCUGCUGAAAAGCAAUUAUUGGUAUUUCCAGGACACAAAAUUGGAAGUGUCCAAUUAGUUGACCUAUCCUGCACAGAAAUGGGGGUGUCAAGUGCUCCUGUUUGGAUCCAAGCCCAUAAAAGUGAAGUAGGAUGUUUAGCCUUGAAUCAACAAGGUACAAGAUUAGCAACUGCAUCUUAUCAGGGAACUCUCAUCAGAGUUUGGGAUACCACAAGCAAAAAUUUGUUAGUGGAACUGAGGCGUGGGUCAGAUCCAGCCACAGUGUAUUGUAUCAAUUUCAGUAGGGAUUCUGAUUAUUUGUGUUGUUCAAGUGAUAAAGGAACAGUACAUAUAUUUGCAAUUAAAAAUACAAAUCUAAAUAGGAGAAUAAGCAUACCUAGUGGAAUUCUAGGAAAAUAUGGAGAAUCCCAAUGGGCACUGGCCAACUUCAUAGUACCUCCUGAAUGUGCCUGUAUUUGUGCAUUUGGUGCAAACAGUUCUGUCAUUGCUGUGUGUAUAGAUGGAACCUUUCACAAAUAUGUAUUCACAGCUGAUGGAAACUGCAAUAGAGAAGCUUUUGAUGUGUAUCUGGAUGUCUGUGAUGAUGAUGAAGAGCAUUUUAUUUAGUUUUUACUCAUUUGAUUGGGAUUAUUUAAUUUAAGAAUCUGACAAACAUCUAGUGUUUUUAUGGUGCUAAUAACUAAAAAUGUAUUCUUUUAAUUAUAUCUAAUAAGUUUGUAAAUAAAUAUGUAAAAAAUUGAUAA